GAGGAACAUAUUUUAAUCAAUGCCUCUUGAUAAAAGAGCUUGAUUCCAGCUACUGCACUUCCUUCAUCAGCUCUCCAAUGAUGCCUGGAGCCAUGAGAAUAUUUUUCUUUAUUUUUGCUGCUCUCAUUCUUCUUGCUCAAAUUUUCCCAGCCAGGACAGCAAUUCAUAGAACACUGAUUUGUAAGAGCCUGGAAGGUCACUGUGAAGCUGAAUGUCUUACUUUUGAAGUAAAGAUUGGGGGCUGUAGAGCCGAAUUAACACCAUUUUGCUGCAAAAACAGAAAGAAGCAUUAAAAACUAAGCACCAGCUGAAAGAACGAAAGAUGUAAAGAUUCUCUGGCUGUGAAAUCAGUGGGACAAAUCUCUCUGGACCUUCUCUCUU
Messenger RNA from Saimiri boliviensis boliviensis (Bolivian squirrel monkey), 381 nucleotides. Its product is annotated as beta-defensin 107A. Gene Ontology annotation, biological process: innate immune response. The record is from RefSeq and is a predicted model, not a curated record. NCBI's taxonomy places the organism in Eukaryota, Metazoa, Chordata, Mammalia, Primates, Cebidae. Gene Ontology annotation, cellular component: extracellular region.